Molecule: messenger RNA, 3232 nt
Organism: Hemicordylus capensis (graceful crag lizard)
Lineage: Eukaryota; Metazoa; Chordata; Lepidosauria; Squamata; Cordylidae
Gene: SLCO2A1
Product: solute carrier organic anion transporter family member 2A1
Exons: 14
Coding region: 522-2426 (634 amino acids)
Biological process (GO): prostaglandin transport; sodium-independent organic anion transport; transmembrane transport
Cellular component (GO): membrane
Molecular function (GO): protein binding; prostaglandin transmembrane transporter activity
Source: RefSeq, a predicted model, not a curated record
GUGCGCUCAGGACGGUCGCGAUUCGCGCCUCUUUUGGAGAAACAAAAUCGCCACGUGGAGGCUGCGCUUUUUGUGUCCGGCGAACUUGAAGCGCGGGGAUCUGCCCGCGCUCCUCCCUUUUGGGGCCUGACUUCUUGCUGAGUUGAGCGGAGCAUGCAGCAGCGGAGCGUGCUCGACGUUCCUAAGACUGCAGGGCAGAAGCAGCUCACACCUGUGAGCUGCUCCCGAGUUCUGCAGUCAGCCCGGCGCGUUCUUUGGAGCGGCUGCUUUUAUUACGCACUGGGAAAAGGGAGGAGAAAGGCAAUUUCAUCGUCACUUCACAGAGCCGAGCAGGCAUAAAAAGACCGCGCUCUCGCUCUUGCGCCUGGGUAGCUUUCCACACUGGCUCAUGGAAGACUGACUGAGAGGCAGGCAGGCACCUGAACCUGGUAGUCAGUGCGUCAAGGAGGACGGGCAGCAGAGGCUCUCGGCUAACUCGUGCUUUGUUUUCCGAGGCGUCGCCUGCUCGCUCGGAACAGACAAUGGGAAUUCAGCCCGAAAAUGGCAAAGCUCCGAGAAUCGCGAACGACCCUCAGCGUUUCAGCACCUGCUCCGGCAACAUCUUCUGUAACAUUAAGGUGUUUGUGGCUUGCCAUGGCCUGCUGCAGCUGUCCCAGCUCCUCUACAGCGCCUACUUCAAGAGCAGCCUGACGACCAUUGAGAAACGCUUUGGCCUCUCCAGUUUGUCCUCUGGCUUUAUUUCUAGUUUACAUGAGAUUGGCAAUGUUGUCCUCAUCAUCUUUGUCAGCUAUUUUGGCAGUCGAGUUCACCGGCCUAGGAUAAUCGGCCUUGGAGGCCUGCUGUUGGCUCUGGGAGCUUUCCUCCUGACUCUUCCACACUUCCUCUCAGCCCCAUAUGAAUACUCUGGAGCACAAGUCCGUAACCAGAGCAGCAGCAUCAGAUCUGAAAUUUGCAACAAAGAGAAUUCAUUUAUGUGUCCAAAUUCCACUCUGAAAGUCCAGGUAGAGGCCAGCACAAUGUGGGGAAUAAUGGUAUUUGCUCAACUAUUGGCAGGAAUUGGGACAGUCCCCAUUCAGCCUUUUGGGAUCUCUUAUGUGGAUGACUUUGCUGAAGUAAACAACUCUCCUUUGUACAUAGCCAUCUUAUUUGCCAUUGCAGUAUUUGGCCCGGCUUUUGGUUACUUGCUUGGCUCUGCAACGCUGCAGAUCUUUGUGGACUUUGGGAGAGUUGACCUGAGCCAUGUGAACUUGAAGCCAGGAGACCAGCGCUGGAUUGGAGCGUGGUGGUUGGGGCUUCUCAUUUCCUCGGGUUGCUUGCUGCUCACAUCCAUCCCCUAUUUCUUCUUCCCUCGAUGUAUGAUCAAAGGGAAGGUAACAUCUGAAGUGGACAUCCUAAAGAAGAUUGAGAAGGCUAAGGCAGAGGAAGGGUCACUGGGAGAAUUUAUUAAAAAGUUCCCUCAAGGCUUCCUAAGGCUACUUCUCAAUCCAUUCUUCAUAAUGCUGGUCGUAGCCCAGUGCAGCUUCUCCUCUGUCAUUGCCGGCCUCGCCACCUUCCUCAACAAGUACCUGGAGAAACAGUUUGGUGCCAGCCCCUCCUAUGCAAAUUUCCUCAUAGGAGCUGUGAACUUGCCUGCAGCUGCUCUAGGAAUGCUCUUUGGAGGCAUCAUCAUGAAGCGCUUUGGUUUCUCCCUCAAAGCCAUCCCACGGUUUUCCAUAAUUGUGCUGAUUUUCUCCACACUCUGCUGCCUCCCUCUCUUCUUCAUGGGCUGCUCCACACAGAAAGUGAAUGGAAUUCAUAGCACAUCAAGUUCCCUGACAGAGGAUCAGUGCAACAAAAAGUGUUUCUGCUCAGAGUUUCUCUUCCACCCAGUCUGUGGAGAUGAUGGUGUCGAAUACUUCUCUCCCUGCCAUGCUGGCUGCACCAGUGUCUCUAAUUCUUCCAUAACCAAGGUUUCAAUCUACACAAACUGCUCCUGCAUCCACUCUAAGGAGAAUUCCGCAAAGACUGGAUCCUGCCCACUCAGCUGUGCCCAUUUGCUUCUGCCCGUGAUAUUCCUCAUCUCAUUUGCAGCACUGGUUGCCUGCCUGUGUCACAACCCUCUAUACAUGAUGGUGUUACGGGUGGUGACUUAUGAUGAAAAGUCGUUUGCCAUCGGAGUCCAGUUCUUGUUGAUGAGAUUGCUUGCCUGGCUGCCAGCUCCUGCCCUCUUUGGCGCUGUUAUCGACUCUUCCUGUAUCUCAUGGAGGAAACAAUGCAACAAGCACGGAUACUGCACUUACUAUGACAAUGAUAUGCUCCGCAGCAGGUACCUCGGUCUCCAAGUGGGUUACAAAAUCUUUGGCAUUCUGCUGUUAACGUUAAUCAGCUGGAGACUGACAAAGAGCAAGGAAUACAACGUGCAAGACAAAUCUGCUCGCCUAGUGUAGCUCUGCGCUGCCAGAAGACCCCUCUCGGGCGCCAUUUUGUACCAUGCUUGUAUAUUUACUAGCAGUACUUAGCCUUUGUGGCUUUAAAAAAAAAAAAAAACACCAAUAAGGGAACAAUUUCAUAUUAGCAGCUGAACUUCAAACUCCCAUAUAUCAGUUCCUGCUGGGUGUACCUUGGCUAAAUGGACAUGCCCAUGCUGGUAAACAGAGACUAAACUGGACUCCUGGUAACCCAAGCAACUGGGCCAAGGGCCACUUGGUGUUGAAGAGCCAAUGCAGCCAACUAAACUCUGCUAGAGGAAGUCACCAUGAAAGCUGCAGUGGGCCUAGGAAAGAGGUACCCAGCAAGCCAUAGCAAGAGAAUCCAUCUUUGGGAUUGUAUGUACAUACUGUGCAGCCAUCUUGACGUCUUGUUGUCCUUAGAUGGUUUAGACAGUUGGAAGAAAGACACACUAAUCUUUUGAAAAACGUCAAAGUUGUGGGAAUAGCAAGUGACAGCUGGUGUGAGAGCAGGGUGAGUAACUUGGAAGUCAAGCAGUGAGCAAUCCUGUUUCCCAGCAGCUCCCUUGCACUGAUGGGAUCUACUGAGUGUUGUAUCAUGUCAAGAUUGACAUAGUGUGGAACCAGAGGAGUGGGGAAGUCAUCACUUUUUGAAACAGCAUCACUUCUUGACUCGAUCUGCUCCACUUUCAUGCCUUCUCUCUUCUCCCCCAUUACACAGGUCAGAGUGAACAUCCUCCACUCAGUGUAUAAAGUUAAUUGUUAUGAUAUAUUGGAUUUUUAAAUUAAAGGAACUUUUUCCAGUU